Messenger RNA from Pieris napi, 3533 nucleotides. Its product is annotated as ETS translocation variant 5-like. Gene Ontology annotation, biological process: cell differentiation; regulation of transcription by RNA polymerase II. Lineage: Eukaryota; Metazoa; Arthropoda; Insecta; Lepidoptera; Pieridae. Gene Ontology annotation, molecular function: sequence-specific DNA binding; DNA-binding transcription factor activity, RNA polymerase II-specific. Gene Ontology annotation, cellular component: nucleus. The coding region runs from base 1 to 657 and encodes 218 amino acids. The record is from RefSeq and is a predicted model, not a curated record. The transcript has 6 exons.
AUGUCGCAGCCCCCCUUCCCGCUGUCCUGCACGCCCUGGGGAGCUCUGCACUACCAGCACAGAUGCAGUAGUUACAACAAAUGUGUGGAAGAAGAUAAAACGCAUGAAGAAGCAGUUAGUAGCUCUGUAGAUCCAUGGGGCGACAGACUUGUAAGCAGUUCGCUGUGUCAAACGCCCAGCACCUCUAGGAAAGAAGCUGCUUCACCACAUGUGACCACAACACACUCAGGCGGUGGUCGUCGUGGAGCACUGCAGCUGUGGCAGUUCCUGGUCUCGUUAUUGGCGGAAGGGGCGCGUUGUGUUGCCUGGACCGGACGGGGACUGGAGUUCAAGCUUCACGAGCCUGAAGAGGUGGCGCGUAGAUGGGGCGCUCAAAAAAAUCGACCAGCGAUGAACUAUGAUAAGCUUUCACGAUCUUUAAGAUACUACUAUGAGAAGGGAAUCAUGCAGAAAGUUGCAGGCGAACGUUACGUCUACAAAUUCGUGUGCGACCCAGAGGCUCUAUUCAGCAUGGCCCGAGCCCCACAACCAUGUGACGUCAUAUCUCAUCUCUACUAUCCCCCCUAUUUACCCCCCACAAGCACAGCAAGCUCAGAAUACCCCACCACUAGUAUUGGGAGACGGUUCUACGAAAACACUCAGUUUGAUAAUACAUGAGUUUACAUCAUUUAUGUAAGAUAGUCUAAGUAUUAGAGAUAUAGGUUAUAACACAUUUAUAUUUUAUACCUUAAUUACCUUAUGUUUGCCAGACUGCAGUAUAUUCAAGUUCUUAUGUGAAGUCUGAAGUCUUCGUAUAUGUAAUAUAAUGAUAAUUUAUUUAUUUUAGCCGUACUAAAAGGCCAUAAGCACAAACAUAAUCCUUAUAAUAUAAUAAUGCUUAUAAUUAAUAGCAUUACAAAAAAUACUUUGAAUUACGAAUUACAACCAAAGACCCUAAGAGAGUGAUAACAUGCCCUUCCUGUAAUCUGAUGGGCGAUCCGAAAUAAUAUCAAGAGUUUAGAUUGUUGUUAUUGGACAGAGGAAAACCAAAAACCCUUCCCCAAGACCUACUGUUAUCACACAUAGUGAAUAUAUACUGUUUAUGGGAUGUGUCGCAGCCAACUAGCUUAAUUAGCCGUACAAUUAACAGCCUAGCCUUUUAACUAAACGGCGCCGUUUAACUAGCGGCCUGAAAGAUGUUCAGCCAGUUUAUCAAACAGCUAGGCAAGUUGGAUGGCUAGUUGGCUGCGACAUAAGCACCAAAUGACCUAAGGAACUAGGAUCAGAAGUACAAGGGAUGUUCACAAGGUUCGGACAGACUUGAAAGAGUCUUCGCCACUUUGAGAAAGUGUUCUGCUUUCACAUGUGAUGAGGAACAUGAUGUAAUGGCAAGUUACAAAUAUUUUGUUAAAUAAACACCUUGGGGAUUUAAGAGUAACGUACAGUUUGCCAGUUCUUCUCGUCCGUUCUACGCUUGAUUUGAAAAGUAAAUGUCAAUUUAGAAGCAUAAUUUUUUUACUGACGAAUAUAUUACACUACACGAAUAAAUUACAUUUUAAUUUUGAUGCGAGAUUUGAAUGUUCUAUGAAAUUUGAAUUUGAAAUUUAAAGAGCUGUAAAACCAUUUUUCUGUAUGAACUUGUUAAUUAGAAUAUAGUUUCUUUUGUCUGUUAUUAACUUCGAUAAUAAUACAGAAACAAGUCUGAGCCGAGAAAACGCCUUGGGCCGCCGCAGGGUAGUCAACCACCUGAAGGGUAGGAUGGAAUCUUACUGGAGUGAGUACGUAGUAAAGAACUCCGCCUUCCCCGGUGAAGGCCGUUUUUUUACCCUAAUCUGACUUCGAUUUUACUUAGUUGCGGGGCGACUUUAAUGUGUUAUUAGCUAUAGUCAAUGAAUCAUGCGGAUUUGUUAGAACGUGUCUUUUGUGUCGGCAACGGGUUUGGAUGGUGUUUAGCCUUGUCGAAGUGGCGUGUGGACGCUAACUUCAUCCAUUGGGUUGUGGUAGGGCCUCGAUCGAUAGGCCGAGAGGCCUAAGGCCGUCAAGUUGUAUAUAUACCUACUUAGCGGGUGGAAUAACUUCGUUAGUGUUUUAGGGACGAUCAGGUCAUCGGAGUGAUUCUAGAAUGUAUGAGGCUAGUUUUACUCUAAAUAUUACUUGAAUACAUUAGUCGUUCAAACUUCAACUAGACUCCAGAGUCCUCCUUGUUCGUAUAAAAACAGUGUUAUUACGCGAAUUUAUAUUUCCUAUCGACUUGUGUCUACGCUGUACAUACUCCUACAGGAAAUAACUAUGGACUUCAACAUAUGCUGUAGAUACAUCUCUACCAACCCUUUCAAACUAUUAAUAUAUGUAUGCUAAACGAUUGCAUUAUGUUCAUCAAUGUAAAUAGGAUUAUUACAAGAAUUGCUCAGUCUAAUAUGUACAUAAAAAUACUGUCUUCGCACAUUUAUUUUAUUUAUAAUAUGUAAGAAAUUUUGGCUACAACCUUAUAUGUCUGGGCCUCAGAUUUCUGUUUCUUUUUUGUGAUCAUUUUUAAUAGGAUUGAUGCAAAUAUUAGCAGGCCAAAGACAACUCUGCUCUAGCCAGAAAGUAUAAUAAAUAUAAACUAUAAUCGAAGCGAAUGGAAAAGGAAUUCUCCAGGACCUCAAAACAAUAGAUGUUGAAAGUUGGACGCAAGAAGCACGAGAUAGAUAACAAAGUAGUUUACUUGCGGAGGCCAACGCUAAGGCCCACAAGGGGCUGUACAGCCAUUGAUGAGGAUGAUGAUGAACCGAAGCGAAUAUAGUAAAAAUCGAAACGUCAUUAUAUUAGUUGUUCAAUAUAAUGACGUUUCGAUUAAACGUCAAAAACGAUUAAACGUCGUUAAAAUGCAGUGUUAAGUGCAUGGCAAAAAUCUUGAGUUGAAACUUCGGACACAAAAAUAAAUUCUCUAAAAUAAUUUCGUUAAUUAAUAAUUUAAAGCAGAAGUUAAGCGUGGAUCACAAUAAGGUUGUUUGUUCAUAUAGCGGUUGUGCAGACAAUGGAUAUUGUGAAUCACGAUGACGGCAUGUAUUAGACCCCAAAAAUGUGUCAGGCACAGGAGUCUUACCGACUUGUCUAUAGAAAAGAAAAUACUAGAUUUGACAAGACAAAAUUUAUGAUCAAGCGUAUAGGUAAUACGUUUAACUUUUUUGUUCUCCAUUAAGAAGUUUAUAAUAGUUCGGCAUAGAUCCAAGCAAAAGUGGUUAACUAAUCUAACGUAAUAUCAAUAAUAACGUAUUUUGCUGUAUAUUAUAUAAUUAUUAAUCCAUAAUAAAUAAUCUGAACGAUGGACGAUUUUAAAAGUCUACUAGACACUAUCAUAAUCGUAAAAUGUUCUAAUGUUUUUAUAAAUUAAAUAAAUUAUGUAGAACAUUCAUAUUUGUACAUUCAUAGCUAAAAUUUAAAAACGUUUUUUUAUCUACAAGGAUAAAACUGAAUUACCUACAUCCCAAAGCUGGGCAUGGAUUAAUUAGAAGUAUCAAUUACUCUAGUCAUAGAAUACUUAAUCUAAAAUUAUUCUAAAUUGUGCAAUA